AUGUUGCUUAAAGUUAGUCCAUCUCAACAAUACGCAUACGUAUUUGCUGAUAAGUUCAUUCUUUCGUUCGAUAUUAUUAAUAACAGAAUUGAUCAACUCAUUAAUAAUAGUAAUUGGUUUAUGUCUAGUCCUAUGAUACCACACGCAUUAGAUGUUACUGAUUCCUGGGCAAUUAGUAUCGGAUUUUUACUUACGCCCUUUCCAAAACUUGUACCUCUUUAUACUGCUAUGCUCUUCAACCUUCAUCCAUUUCAUUACAUGAGCACUGCCUAUCUGAAUCACAGUAAUGUGCUCAAGUUACAUGAUGCUACAGACUACAAUCAAGCUAAUGACAUGUCAGUAGCUAUCAGUGCGACACGUAAAAUGGUCAUUGUUGGUUUACCACUACUUGACCGAGUCUUUCUGUUCAAUAUCCGCUCUUCUAACUCAACAGAUGGCAAUUUACAGCUCUCUUUGAUUCGUAUUGACCAAUCAUCUCAACGUAGCAUUGGUUUUGGUCGUGCAGUAGCGUGGCUUAAUAAUGAAACAGUAGCAAUUUCUGUUUUCAACGUUCCCGAUCGAUCUUGGUCUAAAUCUGAAGUAUGGGUAUUCGAUGUAAAUAGUCCAUUCAAUAUACCUCUUUUUGUCUUUCCAAACAAUCAACAAAGAAUACCGAUGUCAUCGUCGCCUCUUUUCCUUCAUAUGCUUUCCUGGUCGGGAAACUUGUAUUUAUUGACCGAUCAAGCUCGAGCAAUACUAGUAUUGUCGAGAGCGCCUGGUCUCUGUUCUGUAGGAACUGAAAAUCCAUAUCGCACAUUAGUCUUUAAAGAAGCACCAUGUGUAGCUGGUACGUAUAGAAACUUUUCCAGCGCAGGACCGUGUUUUGUGUGCCCACCGCAAACUAAGAAUCCAAUGGAUCAUCCAUGUUUUCAGUGUAGUCCCUGUUUACCUACUGCAUUCUGUCCCAUGGGUUCUGUUGAUGAUACUCUUUCUCUUGAUACAUAUCCAUCAUAUACACAGACAUUCACCUAUCCAGAUUCACCCGAUAUGAACAACUAUGAUGAUAUUCUUGUGCAAAAUAUGUUCAGCAUUGGUCGUUCGGCUCGUUGUCUCAUCAUCGCACCUGGAUUUUGGACAAUUCUAGCUAUCAUCUUCUGUCUCAUUAUUUGGCUCAUAAUGCUUGCAUUGAAAAUGGAUAAAUGUCAAAAAGCAAAUCUUCGUCGAAAUCAAAUCAAAAACUUUUUCAGAUACAUAAACAUUGUAAACGAUGGUGAACGAUGGAUAGGUGGGCUAUUUUCAUUAGCUAUUUCUGUCAUCUUCGCCUUUGUUUUCUGGUUCUCAACUGAUUAUCUUAAAUUGUAUCCAAUUGAAACGUCAAACGAAAUGCAUGCCUCUUGUGAAAAGACAAUGCGUAAUGCUCUGUUCGACAGUGCUCUACAGCUACCACUGCCAAAUCCAGAUGGAAGACGAUGGUCUAUUUUCGAGAUGCUUGAUAAACAACCCUUUACAAUGACUGUCGAUCUAGUUAAUACAAGAGCCAGUUGUUCAGAUAUUACUGUUCAGCAGAACAGACCCGGCGUCAAGUAUUUAAAUAUGCCCAUCGCUGAAAAUGAUUGUAUUCUUCAACCGGACAACAUUACACGAUCUGUCAGUGUCUUAUUACCAGCACAUCGCGUAAAUCUGCAACUCAAUAUUACUGGACCUUACUUUGUUGGUGGAUUCCGUCUGUGUCUUCGCGGUCCUCGUGAUGUUGAUGGUGUGAAUACAGUGCAUACGCUUGACACAUGUCAAUUUUUCUGGACACCAAAUCAGACACUUUCGCGUGUUGCAACACUCUCUGUCGUGCUCAUCAAAGUUGUCAAUCAAACCAAACCACUAAAAGUUGGUGAUCAAUCACGCUACGAUGGCCGUUGGACAUUAACAUUUGGAGAAAGUUCACUUUCGGACGGCAUGAUCUACGAGCAAGACGGAUACUAUCUUCGUUAUGUUUCACAACGAACGACAUUGACUUUCAUAUUCAGUGAACAACCAUUUUUUCUGCAAAAUAAUCAAUAUCCGAUUAUUCGUGUCGCUGAACUUGCCUUUCAUACAUUGCUUUUCUGUACUCUUAUCAUUGAAUUAUUCGCAAUAGCAUAUCUUAUCAUUAGACUAAUUUGCAAGCCUAUCAUACAAUUAUUUAUUCAUAAUGCUCACUCACAAAAGUACGAUAUAAGUACGGUUGAAAAUGGAUCUUCGAAGUUUUUGGUAACGUCAGACACUGUCAUUAAAAUAAAAGAGACGGAAUUAGAAAUUAGUCCUGUUCAUAUAAACUCGUCAGAAAAGAUUGAAGGUCAAUGUUUGCCAACUUUGUCUACUUACGAGCAUAACGAAACUUUUUACAGACAUACAAAACAAACGAAUGUGACCAACCCAUAUGUUGACUAUCGAUUGGCACAAUUGAACUCAAAAGUUGACACAACUAAAUUUUAA
Molecule: messenger RNA, 2448 nt
Organism: Rotaria sp. Silwood2
Lineage: Eukaryota; Metazoa; Rotifera; Eurotatoria; Philodinida; Philodinidae
Source: the annotation of a GenBank genome assembly